Syngnathoides biaculeatus (alligator pipefish) is the source of this 3283-nucleotide messenger RNA. It is a transcript of the gene pygo2, whose product is annotated as pygopus homolog 2 (Drosophila). Lineage: Eukaryota; Metazoa; Chordata; Actinopteri; Syngnathiformes; Syngnathidae. The coding region runs from base 590 to 2344 and encodes 584 amino acids. The record is from RefSeq and is a predicted model, not a curated record. The transcript is spliced from 3 exons.
UUUUUUUUUUUGCUUUCCCAACACGGCUAGCUGUUAGCUCGUAAGCUAACGCUAGCUAGCAGCGUAAAACGGGAUUUGCCCCUCCCCAAAAGCAUGAAACUGUUGCUUGUCUUUUUUUUUCAUUUUUAUUUUUUUAACAAUGUGAUGAGCGACUUUGUGUCAAGUAACAAUUACGGGUGUUGAAUUGGGAAUUUGUGGCAUCAGAAACGCGGCUAAAGAGCGAGACAGUUUGGGGUAACGUGGCUCGCGUAACCACCUAGCAUAUCUGUAAAUUAUCAUUUUUAGACAUUGGACGGUGGGACAAUCUAAUUCUGUUUAACUGGAAUUCAGACAGUGAAAUGGUUUAGCUGAGCAACAAACUAUUAUUAUUUUUUUUAAAAGAAAUAUUUUCAAUACUUGGCGUAGAUUUGGAGUCCAAAACCCGGCGUGACAGACCUGGGCCAGUCACCCAACUAGAACCCGUGUGUCGUUGCGAUAUGUCCCCGAGGUGGUAGACGUCGUCCUCGCCGCCACCGUGGUCAUUUUUAACCCAUUUUUCUCUUGCAUAUGAACGGUGACACGCCACCUCACCGGCAGUAGUGUUAGCUAAAUGGCUGCCGAAUCGGGGAGACUACUGGCGGGACAUGGAAAACGAGGCAAAGCCUCACAAAUGAAGAGCCCAGAAAAGAAGAAGGCGAGGAAGUCCACGUCACAGGCGGCGGGAUUCUCGCACCUCACAGAGUUUGCACCCCCUCCCACGCCCAUGGUGGACCACCUGGUGGCCUCCAACCCUUUUGACGACGAUUUCGGCCCGCCGUCUCGACCCGGUGGAGGUGGGGGGCCAGGCGGCGCCCCGUUCCUUCCCAGCCCAGGUGCGGGAGGAGGCGGUGGCUAUGGCGGCGCGGGCCGAAUGGGCGGCGGCGGCAUGGGUUUCAUGGGAGGACCAGGCGGAGGACAACCUGGACCAGGACGCAGACCGCCGUUUGGGCCGCCGUCCAACGCUGGACCGCCGCACCACCAGCUGAGUUUUGGGGGGAUGCCUGGCUUUGGAGGAGGGGGCGGGAGCGGUGGUGGGGGAGGAGGUGGAGGCGGUGGGUUCCCUCCCGGGGGCCCGUCUCAGUUCAACAUACCACCAAACUUUAGUCCCCCAAUGCACCCUGGGUCAGGUUUUAACCCCAUGUUGUCUCCCGGCAGUAUGGGGGGUCCUGGAGGAGGGGGUCCACCCCACCCUCGAUUUGGCAUGCCCCCACAACAGCAACAUGGACAAGGUGGGCACCCGUUUAACAGUCCUCCGUUACCUGGUGGAGGAGGCCCCAGGGGGCCCCCGCACGGCCCCAUACCUCCCAUGGGUGGCAUGGGGCCCGGGCAGGGGAUGAACAUGAUGGGCGGGAUGGGCGGUGGUCCCGGAGGCAACAUGAUGGGCGGCUUACCAGGUAUGCCUCCUCAAGGACAAUUCCCCACCUCACAGGAUGGCCCCUACCCUGGUCCCAGCCCACCGGGACCUGGCAGUGAGGAUGGAAAGAACUUUGGGGGAGGUGGACCUCCAUCUGGCCCUCAACAGCAGCUUAAUUUAAACCCCAACGGGCCUCCUCCUCCUAACAACAACAGCGCCGGCCCCCCUCCUAACUCUGGUCCAUCGCAGCCCGGAGGAGACUUCACCGGCCACCCUGACAUGCAGCAGUCCAAUGUCAGUAGUACACCUGGCCAGCCUCCCUCGGUGCAGCCCCAGCCCAAUCCCAACUCCUCUCCCAGCGGCCCCCUGAACGGAUCAGGCCAGCCCCAGCACCCGCCCUCCAACAAUGCCAACACCCCCAACUCGAACAACUCCGCCCAGCAGCAGCAGCAGCAACAGUCCACUCCGCCCAACUCUGCCCCAGGCUCCGUCUCUCACAACCAGCAGAACAACACCCCCGGUACCGCUGGUCCCAUGCCCAGCGCUGCCCCCAAUUCGGGUCAGAACAACAUGAGCAACAACAAUGGAAGCAACACCCCCAGUAACAACCCAAACCCGCCUUCCAACUCCACCUCCACCCCCAACACCCAGUCCCCGUUGCCCCCCGGUCCUUCUGCCCCUUCGACCGGGCCCGGCUCCGGUCCGGGGAAGCUAGGCGGCCCCGGCAUGGUGUUCCCCUGCGGCCUGUGUAUGUUGGAGGUGCACGAUGACCAGGACGCCAUCCUGUGCGAGGCUUCUUGCCAGCGCUGGUUCCACCGCGAUUGCACGGGCUUGACAGAACCGGCCUACGGGCUACUGACCCGGGAGAGCGCCGCCGUGUGGGCCUGUGACUUCUGCAUCAAGACCAAGGACAUCCAGGCUGUUUUUGUGCGCCAGGGACUGGGCCAGUUGGUGGCCGCCAACGAGAGCUGAGGAUUCUGGGAAAGAAUUAAAAAAAAAAACAAACACUUGAUGAGCCCUUUACUGGUUCGCUUCCCAAUCAUCACUUGACAUCCUUAUAUCUAAAAAUAGCACUUUGAGUGAAAAAAAGCCGCCGCCCCCAAUACCACAGAAGAAGAGAAAUUUUUUUUUUUUGAAUGUUUAACUGACACCUUUUUGGACAACCAGCACUGACACCAACAUGCUACCUCACACAUCCUGAGUGGCACACAAGCUCCGCACUGAUUUAGAAUUGCUGACCACCCCACCCACACAAUAAAAAUUGAUACAAGGUUCAGUUGGGCUCGCCCAAGAGUCCCCCCCCCCCCCCCCGACAUGUAUUUAUUGUUCACGUCACACAAUGAGUGCCUGAACUUGUCGAGGGUCAUUUUUAAUCAUCACCCUGUCAUCAGGACAUGAAACAGUUGCUGUAUUCCAGUCGCGUUGAGUCCAAAAGCAGAAGCAAGCGGGGCUUACGGGUUGUGUUCCUUCAUACCUCAUUCAGUCGAAACCAUUGUAGAUAUCAGCAUUUAAAAACAAAACAAACAAAAAAAAAAAAGCAGACUGGUGAAGGCAAAUUGUUUUUAUAAAGGAAGACAUUCAAGUCAGGAAUUUUGUCUCUGAAUUGUAAACGCAGUGCUUUUCAGAUGGUAUUGGGAAAAAGUUGGCGGAUCAAACAAUGCAGUAUAUGUGUUGGUAAUGUUUUUUUUCCGGGGACACCACGUGACAAAAAAAAAAAAAAGCGGAAAAUUACGUUUCAUGGUAUUGUCCCCUUCAUGAUUCAAUGUCCAAGUUGCCUUUAUUCAUUAUAUUGUCUUGAUUCUGGACUCGGGAGUCGUUUGUACCAGCUGAUAUUUGUACGGUGCUCUGGCGCCUUCUAGUGACAGCCGGAGGCAUAACAUCUGGUUGGGGGGAGAAAAAAAACCGGGGUGG